Molecule: messenger RNA, 375 nt
Organism: Glycine soja
Lineage: Eukaryota; Viridiplantae; Streptophyta; Magnoliopsida; Fabales; Fabaceae
Product: putative glycine-rich cell wall structural protein 1
Exons: 2
Coding region: 1-375 (124 amino acids)
Source: RefSeq, a predicted model, not a curated record
AUGGAACCGUUAGUGAUAUUUAUCAUAGUAGUUGUCUGCAUGUUCACCUUCGUUGUAGUAUUUACAUUGUGCCAAGUGGCUGCUGGAAGGCAAGCAUUUGGAAGUGGUGGUGGUGGCGGCGGCGGUGGUUUUGGCCACCACAACCACCAUCAUCAUUCUCAUCACGGUGGAAUGAUGGGUGGGAUUAUUGGCAGUGGAGCUUGUGGUGGCGGAGGAGGAGGUGGGGGUGGUGGAGGUGGAGGUGGAGGAGGAGGAUGUGGUGGUGGUGGUGGUGGUGGUGGUGGAGGAGGAGGAGUUUCUGUUGCUAGUGUUGCAAAUAUAUCUGCUGAAGUGAACAAUAUCUCUAUGCUGAAUGUGACAAAUUUUAAGGUCUAG